Tympanuchus pallidicinctus (lesser prairie-chicken) is the source of this 3315-nucleotide messenger RNA. It is a transcript of the gene PSD2, whose product is annotated as pleckstrin and Sec7 domain containing 2. Gene Ontology annotation, molecular function: protein binding; phospholipid binding; guanyl-nucleotide exchange factor activity. The transcript is spliced from 16 exons. The record is from RefSeq and is a predicted model, not a curated record. NCBI's taxonomy places the organism in Eukaryota, Metazoa, Chordata, Aves, Galliformes, Phasianidae. Gene Ontology annotation, biological process: regulation of ARF protein signal transduction. Bases 378 to 2861 code for a protein of 827 amino acids.
GGAAGGCUGGGAGGUGUAACCACUGCCUGCGAGAGAGGAGAGCGGGAGGGAAAGGAGAAGGAAGCCAAUAACAGGGAGGUCUAGGAAGGUGGCGGAGGGGGAGGGAUGGGGCCACUCCUCCGUCUGUGGGGCUGCAGAUUAUUUUGCAUGGAUUGUUGAAGAGAAAAGGGAGCUACAUUUGUGGAGGGACCAAAAAAUAAACAGCUCGUUGCUUGGGAUCGUGCAUCUGUCCAGGUGCCUGGCUGCACCUAGUGUGGGGAUGCUGCGAGCUCUGUGACAGCGGGGGAUGCACACGGAUGCACACGGAGAAGAGGUAGUGCCGCGCCUGAGCUGACCGCGGGGAGGGAGCCCGCAAGCGCCGGGAGGACGAGCGGAAUAUGAGCGAGAGCAGGCGCUUUCCGUCGUCUGUGGCAGCCCGCAGCGAGCUGCAUUCCUCAGGCUCGCAGCCCGCCGUGCGAGCCCGCAGCGAUGGGGACGAGCAGCUCGGCGAGCCUGCAGAGCCUGCCAGCGGGAGAGCCGGCCCCCCGGGUGACGCCGAGCCCAGCCCAGCGGCCGAUGAGGAGCGCCGCGGGGACCGACGUCUGGCGGCCUCGACGGGCGAGCGGGAACGGGAGGCGCGCGCCACGAGUAACGGCCGGGGCCGCGAGGAGCCCGCGCUGACCAACGGCGUGGGCGCGGAGCUCGGCGAGGGCGGCGAGGCGGCGAGGCUGCGGCCGCGGGACGGCGGCGUGCCCAGCCCCGGCAGCGUGGAUUCUGGGGAGGAGAGCUCCCCUGGGCCGCAGGCACGGAGCCGGGCCCUCGGCAAGGUGCUCCUGCACGGCUUCCUGGGCUCCUCGGGAGCGCUGAGCGCUGAUGAGCCGGAGGAGCCGCUCGGGUUUGCUGCUGAAGAUGCCAAGCUGAGCUGCAGUGAGGACGACAAGGAACAUUUUCAAUUCAAAGACAUCAGGGAUGGGUUCAGCUCGACCUUUGAGAAGAUUGUUGAGUCUGACCUUAUGAAGGGCACGUACUACAGCAGCUUGGACUCUCUGGAUGUCCUCUCUCUUACAGAUGAGACAGACAGCUGUGUCAGUUUUGAGGCGCCACUCACCCCAUUGAUCCAGCAGCGGGUCAAGGAAAGCCCAGAGCUCUUGGAGCAGAAACUGGUGGCCCAGCAGAGAGAAUCCCUUCAGCACAUGGCUGCUGAUAAGCAAGAGCAGGCAGCAGCAAAGCCAGCAGAGGGGGAUUUUGGGAGCCCUCUCAGGCACUCAAUUACCAGCAGCAGGUCAGAGAAUGUGCUGAGCCGGUUGUCCUUGAAAAAUAUCCCAAAUGGGUUCCAUGUGGAAGGUUCAGAGGAAGACGCCGCCAAGAUCAUUAACUCCAUCAGUGAUGCCAGCUUGAAAGAUGCACUCUCUGACUCUGACUCUGACAUGGGCAGCACGGAGCAGCUUGACCAGGGAAGCACAGACACCUUGGCAAACGGCUGCAGGGCAGACAGUGAGGCUGCAAAGAGGUUGGCCAAGCGCCUCUACAACCUCGAAGGGUUCAAGCGCUGUGAUGUGGCACGGCAGCUCGGGAAAAAUAAUGAAUUUAGCAAGUUGGUAGCAGAGGAGUACCUCAGCUUCUUUGACUUCACUGGCUUGACCCUCGACAAAGCACUCAGGACAUUCUUGAAAGCAUUCCCACUGAUGGGAGAAACGCAGGAGCGGGAGCGUGUGCUGAUUCACUUCUCCCGGCGAUACUGCCAGUGCAACCCAGAGGAGAGCACCUCUGAAGAUGGGGUUCAUACACUCACCUGUGCCCUGAUGCUGCUAAACACAGACCUCCAUGGCCAUAACAUUGGCAAAAAGAUGUCGUGUCAACAGUUCAUAACAAACCUGGAUGGGCUCAACGAUGGGAAGGACUUUGCAAAGGAUUUGCUGAAGACACUGUAUAACUCCAUCAAGAAUGAGAAGCUGGAGUGGGCCAUUGAUGAGGACGAGUUGAGGAAAUCGCUCUCGGAGCUGGUAGACGACAAAUUUGGAGCCAGUGCAAAGAAAGUGACAAGGAUUGUUGACAGCAGCAACCCCUUCCUGGACAUCCCCCAAGCGCUGAAUGCAGUCACCUACAAGCACGGUGUCCUCACGCGCAAAACCCAUGCAGACAUGGAUGGGAAGAGAACUCCCAGAGGAAGAAGAGGUUGGAAGAAAUUCUAUGCUGUGCUUAAAGGGACCAUCCUUUAUUUACAAAAGGAUGAAUACAAACCUGACAAAGACCUCUCUGAAGUGGAUCUGAAAAAUGCCAUCCGUGUGCACCACGCCUUAGCCACAAAAGCCUCUGACUACAGCAAGAAGUCCAAUGUGCUCAAGCUGAAGACAGCCGACUGGAGAGUCUUCCUCUUCCAGGCUCCAAGUAAGGAAGAAAUGCUCUCUUGGAUCCUGCGAAUCAACCUUGUUGCUGCCAUUUUCUCUGCCCCAGCCUUCCCAGCUGCAAUCUGCUCCAUGAAGAAGUUCUGCCGCCCACUUCUGCCUUCGUCCAUGACCAAGCUGUGUCAGGAGGAACAGCUGAGGUCUCAUGAAAAUAAAAUGAAGCAGAUUGCAGACGAAUUAGCGGAGCAUAAAUCACAUCCUGUAGAGAAGAGCCUCAAGUCAAAAGAGGCUGAAGAGUACAGGCUCAAAGAACAUUACCUAAUUUUUGAGAAAAGUCGCUACGAGACAUACAUCAACCUGCUGUGCAUGAAGAUCAAAGUCGGGACAGAUGACUUGGAGAGAAUUGAAACCAGCUUCUUCAAGGUGGAAGCUGACGACAUUGCUUUGCGGAAGACGCAUUCCAGCCCUUCUCUGAGCCAAGGGCAUAUGUCUGUUAGCUGUAAGGUGGAAAAGGACAUAAUAGAGCAGAACACUUAACAAGGAACGUGCAUGCAGGGGGAAUGAACCGGCGGUGCUUUGCGCUCCUGGACUAGAUCAAUGAGCACAAUUUUAUCUAGGAAAUCAUACAAACAAAACCAUAGAAGUGUAUGACACGGUGACUGCUCUAGUGAAAGAAGUCAAAGAAGCUUUAGUUGACACUCCUUGGCAACGCUCUGGCAUUUCAGCAUCAUAGAUACUCCGUCUCUUCUUUGUCCCCAACAGCACCAGUGGCUUUUCUUUCCCUCUUACCGCAGCCUGCACAAUAAAGGGACACGUUUAUUCUCCAGGGCCCGGUUGCUCUCUCCCACCAGCCCUCCUUCCUCCUCCCUGGAGUUUCCACCGGUUCCCGUCCGCAGUUCCCAGCAGCGCAGAAACUCGGCGGACGCAUCGGGCUCUGUGGCAGCAGCAGUGCUGUGGGAGCAGGGCUCAGAGCAGCGGGAGCAGCUGGUGC